Molecule: messenger RNA, 612 nt
Organism: Manis javanica (Malayan pangolin)
Lineage: Eukaryota; Metazoa; Chordata; Mammalia; Pholidota; Manidae
Source: RefSeq, a predicted model, not a curated record
AUGCCUCUACCCAGUUGUCAAGCUGAGUGGAAGCACUUCUUCGCCAAAACGAUGGGCGUCCUUAUUAGCAUUUGGGUAUGGUCUCUGGGCAUAAUUCUAGCCAGAAGCAGAUCCUGGAACGUGUGGGAAUUUGAGAGCAACAUUUCUUCUGUUGUGUUCAUUGGACUUUGGGGUGCUUUCUAUUUUCAAAACAUGAACAUCUUCAGCUCGAUGGUUUCGCUGGGCAUGGAGAGCAGUCUUAACGGGAGCUGUGUCCUUUCAGGUGAAAUUCGGUAUGGGUGGGAACCAAUACUGGCCACGAACUUCAUGGUGUCAGUCGCCCUCGUUUUUGUUUAUGAGGUAUUUUGGGUCCUGAUCAGUCAUGCACACCCAGAAUUCCUCCAAUUUUAUUACAAAAUCACCGGCUCCUUUCUUUUCUUCAGUGGCACUUGUGAUAUUACUGCAGUGACCUGGAAUUUCUAUGUGGAUUUUUAUGGCCCAACCACCCUUGACUUUCCACCUAGUUUUCUGGUUAAAAAAGAAAUGCUAGUAAAGAAAUGCUUCACCUAUGUGCUCCCACUAGGAAUCACAAUGGCCAUCCUCUCACUAAAAGUCCUCCUUAUUUUUCUGUGA